AUGCCCGCAGUCGAUAAGAAGCCCAAGACCCUCUACGAUAAGGUGGUUGACGCCCACAUAGUCAACGAGCAGGAGGACGGCACGAUCCUGCUGUAUAUCGACAGACACCUUGUCCACGAAGUCACCUCUCCCCAAGCCUUUGAAGGCCUCAAGAAUGCCAGUAGAAAGGUCCGCCGGCCGGACUGCACUUUGGUCACCGUUGACCACAACAUCCCCACCUCUUCCCGCAAGAACUUCAAGAAUGUCGACGAAUUCAUCGAGGAAAAUGACUCCCGGAUUCAAUGCUCGACCCUCGAAGAGAAUGUGAAGGACUUUGGCCUCACAUAUUUUGGAAUGGGUGACAAGCGUCAGGGUAUCGUCCACAUUAUCGGUCCUGAGCAAGGGUUUACUCUCCCCGGAACCACCGUUGUCUGCGGUGAUAGUCACACUUCUACACACGGUGCCUUUGGCUCUCUCGCCUUUGGUAUCGGUACCUCUGAGGUCGAGCACGUCCUCGCUACCCAGACCCUCAUCUCCCGCAGAAGCAAGAACAUGCGCAUCCAGGUCGACGGUGAGCUCCCUCCCGGUGUCACCUCCAAGGAUGUCGUUCUUCACAUUAUCGGUGUUAUUGGUACUGCCGGUGGCACUGGUGCCGUCAUUGAGUUCUGUGGCUCCGUUAUCCGUGCUCUUAGCAUGGAAGCCCGUAUGUCCAUGUGUAACAUGUCCAUCGAAGCUGGUGCGCGUGCUGGCAUGAUCGCACCCGAUGAGGUUACUUUCGAAUAUCUCAAGGGCCGUCCCUUGGCUCCCAAGUACGACAGUGCUCAGUGGCAGAAGGCUGUCAACUACUGGUCUAGCCUGAAGUCGGACGAGGGUGCCGUGUAUGACACGACCGUCCUGCUCGACGGCAAGGAUAUCAUCCCUACCGUCUCGUGGGGUACUUCUCCCCAGGAUGUGGCGCCUAUUAACGGCGUUGUUCCGGGCCCUGACGACUUUGAGGAUGAGAACCGCAAGGCCUCUUGCAAGCGUGCUCUCCAAUACAUGGGUCUUGAGGCUGGUACGCCCCUGAAGGACGUCCAGAUCGACAAGGUUUUUAUUGGUUCUUGCACCAAUGCCCGUAUUGAGGAUCUGCGGGCCGCCGCGAAAGUGGUCAACGGCAAGAAGAUUGCUUCCAACGUUAAGCGUGCCAUGAUCGUCCCUGGUUCCGGUCUGGUCAAGCAGCAGGCUGAGUCUGAGGGUCUCGAUAAGAUCUUCACCGACGCUGGUUUCGAGUGGAGAGAGGCAGGUUGCUCCAUGUGCUUGGGUAUGAACCCUGACAUUCUGUCGCCCCAGGAGCGCUGCGCCAGUACCUCCAACCGUAACUUCGAAGGUCGUCAAGGUGCUGGUGGCCGUACCCACCUGAUGUCCCCCGCCAUGGCUGCUACUGCGGCCAUCGUCGGUAAGCUGGCCGACGUCCGGGAGCACGUCGUCGCUAGCCCAGUCCUGGGCAAGGCUCAGCCCAAGGUGGACGUUGAACAGACCCAUGAGGAACCCGAGUCGGAGGAGGAGUUCGACCGCAUCAUGGACCUCCCCGCCGACAAUGAGCCUCAUACCAACACCUCCGCCGGCGGUACCUCGCCCGCCGGUCUCCCCAAGUUCCACAUCUUGAAGGGUAUUGCCGCGCCCCUGGACCGCGCCAACGUCGACACCGAUGCCAUCAUCCCCAAGCAAUUCCUCAAGACCAUCAAGCGUACCGGUCUCGGCAGCGCCGCCUUCUACGAACUGCGUUACCACCCCGACAACACCGAAAACCCAGAGUUCAUCCUGAACCAGGGCAUCUACCGCAACUCCAACAUCCUGGUCGUCACUGGCCCUAACUUCGGCUGUGGUAGCUCCCGUGAGCACGCCCCCUGGGCCCUCCUCGACUUCGGCAUCAAGUGCAUCAUCGCCCCCUCUUUCGCUGAUAUCUUCUUCAACAACACCUUCAAGAACGGCAUGCUCCCCGUCGUCAUCUCCGACGAGGCCAUUCUCACCAAAAUCGCCGACGAAGCCCGUGCCGGUCGCGAACUCGAGAUCGACCUCCCUAACCAGCAAGUCAAGGAUGCGCAGGGCAACAAGCUCGCUGACUUCGAAGUCGACGGUUUCCGCAAGCACUGCUUGAUCAAUGGUCUCGACGACAUUGGUCUCACUCUCCAGCUCGAGGACAAGAUCCGCACAUUCGAGACCAAGCGUACCCUCGAGACCCCCUGGUUGGACGGCAGCGGCUACCUCAAGCGCGGUGCCCGUGGCGCCACCAUGGUUGAGGCCGCGCCUACGCCCAAGACUAACCGUGGUGAUGUCAAGAACGAGCCGCUGGAGUGGUAA
Messenger RNA from Aspergillus chevalieri, 2319 nucleotides. It is a transcript of the gene luA, whose product is annotated as 3-isopropylmalate dehydratase LEU1. The coding region runs from base 1 to 2319 and encodes 772 amino acids. Gene Ontology annotation, cellular component: 3-isopropylmalate dehydratase complex. Gene Ontology annotation, biological process: L-leucine biosynthetic process. The record is from RefSeq and is a predicted model, not a curated record. The transcript has a single exon. Lineage: Eukaryota; Fungi; Ascomycota; Eurotiomycetes; Eurotiales; Aspergillaceae. Gene Ontology annotation, molecular function: 3-isopropylmalate dehydratase activity; 4 iron, 4 sulfur cluster binding.